Molecule: messenger RNA, 920 nt
Organism: Triplophysa rosa
Lineage: Eukaryota; Metazoa; Chordata; Actinopteri; Cypriniformes; Nemacheilidae
Product: gastrula zinc finger protein XlCGF49.1-like
Exons: 2
Coding region: 87-746 (219 amino acids)
Biological process (GO): regulation of transcription by RNA polymerase II
Molecular function (GO): RNA polymerase II cis-regulatory region sequence-specific DNA binding; DNA-binding transcription factor activity
Source: RefSeq, a predicted model, not a curated record
CGGUAAUAUCAGCGACAACAGAGAAGCUGCGCUAACAAAAGCGGACUGUUUCCCUGCACUGUUUGAGGUCUUUUCCACCAUACCUGAUGUUCAGUGAAGCCAUGAAUGAAGUUGAGGAGAAACAUCAGUGUCAGAAACCUCAGAAUCUUGUAAAGCUUGAAAUGUCUUCUAGUAGUUUGCAGAAGAACAAGAUUUUCUCUCCAAAUAGGAAACAAAUAACUGAAGCAGGCGAGCCUUUCACCUGCUCUCACUGUGGAAAGAGUUUCAAACAGAAAUGUCAUCUUCAGAGACACAUGAGAAUUCACACUGGAGAGCAACCAUACACAUGUCCUCAGUGUGGAAAGAGUUUCAAACGCAAAUCAAAUCUUGAGGAUCACAUGAAAAUUCACAGUGAAGAGCGUCCAUACACAUGUACUCAGUGUGGAAAGAGUUUUAAACAGAAAUCAAAUCUUGAGGUGCACAUGAGAAUUCACACUGAAGAGCGUCCAUACACAUGUCCUCAGUGUGGAAAGAGUUUCAGACACAAAUCAACGCUUGAGAGGCACAUUAGAAUUCACACUGGAGAGCAACCAUACACAUGUACUCAGUGUGGAAAGAGUUUCAGACAGAAAUCAAAUCUUGAUGAUCACGUGAGAGGUCACACUGGAGCGCGCAGAUACACAUGUACUCAGUGUGGAAGGAAGAGUUUCAGACUGAAAUCAGAUUUUGAGGUCCACAUGAGAAUUCACACUGGGGAGCGUCCAUGAACAUGUCUUCAGUGUGGAAAGAGUUUUCAGCAUAAAUUUUAGAUUUGCUGUUAAUUUACUCAUCAAGAUGUUUUUUGCUGUAACCUGUGGUAUCACGACCAUUAAAAAUGUGUACAAUUAAAAAGACAUAAAUGAGGUUAUUGUUUUAAAUUAAAUUCACAAUAAUGUCUCUAA